AUGACUGAUUAGACUCCAAAUGAUUUUCAUUCUGAAUUGGAAUCCUCUCCUCUAAACUUUCGUCAAUCCAACAUGAUUCUUUUUUAGCCUUACAGUCCUAUUUUAUUUCGUGCUAACCUUAGUCCUAAUAACAUGGUUUUGCAAGAUUAUUAUAUUGCAUAACCCAUACAACAUGGAGAUGAUAUUUUUCCAUUUGAUCAAUAACCAUUAUAAAAAAUGUUUGAUUUGUAAACAUCAAAUAAUCAAUCUCCCCAAUUAAAAUAAGUUGUGAUAAAAUAAUCACAAAAUAAGUAAUAGGGUUUUUAAAUUGUUUAAAUUAACACUACUUAAAUGACACCACAGAAACGUAGAAGUGAAUAAACAAGAAGAUAUUAUUCUGAGAAGAAUGAAAAAAAGUCUAUAAAUUUAGCAUUUUAUUAAGAUUAAACACCUUAAAGAAGUUAGAAAGGUAUAUAGUAAUAUUAUGAAAGGACUACGUAAUUUGAGUGUAAAAGUGAGAGAUAUAGUAUUAGAAUUGAAAUCCACAUCUUAUAAGGAUGUUGCAUAAAGAUUGAUUUAAGAUUUAGGUUCUGAUGGAUAAAUAGUUGAAUUAGAUAAUGUAUGAAUUAAAAUUGAGUUACAAGCCUAAAGAUGAAUAAAAUAUAAAAAGAAGAGUUUAUGAUGCUUUAAAUGUUAUGAUCGCUUCAAAAGUGUUAAGGAAAGAUGGUAAACGAGUCAUUUCUGAUGUCUUUUGUAAACAUAGGAUGAGAAGAAAUGAAACUGAUAUGUUUAAAGAAUAAUUAGUAUAAUAUAUUAAUAAAUUAUAGAUGAAUUAAAAGAAUUUAAUAAAAGAUAAAAAGAAAAGAUUACAAGAAUUAUUUAUUAAAGUUGUUGCUCUAAAGAAUUUAGUGUAAAGAAACUAAAAUAAUAAGAGUGAAAACAAGAUAAUGUUUCCGAUUCUUGCAUUUUAAGCUUAAUAAUCAUAAAUUAAACUUAAAAUGGAAUCGAAAGUAUUAAAGAUUAUGAGUUAAUCAAAAUUAAAAUUAUCUGCUGAUUUAGAUAUAUUGGUUUAACUUAAAAUGUACAAAUUAUAUAAAAAUAUGGAUGAAUUGUAAUUAUAUUAAACAUAAAAUAGCAUGCCUAAAAGUUUAAUUGAAAUAGUGUAAAUAAAUGAUCUCUGCUCUUGA
Paramecium primaurelia is the source of this 1166-nucleotide messenger RNA. The record is from the annotation of a GenBank genome assembly. Lineage: Eukaryota; Ciliophora; Oligohymenophorea; Peniculida; Parameciidae.